This is a messenger RNA of Debaryomyces hansenii CBS767, 1083 nucleotides long. RefSeq lists its product as uncharacterized. Gene Ontology annotation, cellular component: cytoplasm. Gene Ontology annotation, biological process: protein import into nucleus. The record is from RefSeq and is a predicted model, not a curated record. Bases 1 to 1083 code for a protein of 360 amino acids. NCBI's taxonomy places the organism in Eukaryota, Fungi, Ascomycota, Pichiomycetes, Serinales, Debaryomycetaceae. The transcript has a single exon.
AUGGAGCAUAAACCGCCUCAAAUCCUUAGAAUCAAAAGAAAGAGAGGUCAAGAUCCUCUUCAAGCAUUGAUUCUAGAAGAUAACAAUGCAGCGAAAAGGUCGAAGCCUUCAUCACCAGUUUCCUCAACGGUACUCGAUAAGAAUAAUAAUUUUUAUUUUACAUUGACUAGAACGGACGAAUCUGGGGCUAUUAAUGAGGAAGCAGUAAUUGAAUCGAUAUUAUCUGAAGCACCUUCGACAAAGAGAACAGCCUCUUCCAUACUUGAUAAAGAUGAUGAGAGAAAGGUUGAGAAUUCUAAUGUGAAUAGAAAACGGAAGUUUAUUAUUCCCAAGAGACAAACAGAAGAAGAUACAUAUAUACCCAACGAAUUGGCCGAUAUGGUAAGCUCGUUAUUAACGUCUAGGCAUAAUGUGAAUAGUCCCCAAAGAAAACGGCGAAAUAGAAGUGGAAAUAGUGCUAGCAACCUUGGAGACACACCUAUAGUUCCUGAAACAGAGACAGAAGGACAACCUGUUGUUGUUGUUACAGAAGAAGUAUCCGACUACGUUUACGAUGUUUAUCAGCUAUCUCUGACUGAACCAAUGACUACUGCAAACCACCCUCAGUCUCAAAUUGGUUAUAUUAGAUUUUUUGAUGAGGACAAUGAUUUGUACCAAUCAGAUGAAGAAAAGAACAAAACUAACAACAUGUUUUCCGAUGAUGAGGAUUCAAAUGCGGAAAGUUUCUAUCAAAAUGAUUAUCCAAGCGACGAAGAUGCAGGUGCAUAUAGUGAUACCUACACGGAAGAAGACAUUGAAAUAAUACAACUUCAAGAUGGCCAAGAUAGUCAAGACAACGAGGAAUACGAAUAUAUUAGUUCAGGAACGAAGCCCGAUGAAGGCUUUGAAGAUUUGUACGAUGAUUUUUAUGAUGAUGGAGACAAUGAUAUAAAUUUUUUGGCUGAAGAUCAAUAUCAUAAUGUAGAUAAUGAUCAAGAAUUGGAAAGAAAUCAUUUCUUUGAGAACGAAGAAGAGGACGACUUAGCCAUACAUAGGGAUAUAAUAUUUGGGAAACUAAAAAAAAUGAUCGAUGAAAGGAAUUAA